AUGGUUGGGUUAGGACCUAGGCGCCAGCCAUCCCGAAAGGGGUCGAUGGCAGAUGUCCCUGAUGAUCUUCUCGAACAGAUCAAGUACUUGGAGAACGUAUUCACGGUGGAUCAGGCUAAGUUGAAAGAGGUGACCAACCACUUCGUCAAGGAGCUGGAGAAAGGAAAGUCACCUGUCCUAUUGCGCCGGUGA
This is a messenger RNA of Letharia columbiana, 192 nucleotides long. RefSeq lists its product as uncharacterized. The record is from RefSeq and is a predicted model, not a curated record. The transcript has 2 exons. NCBI's taxonomy places the organism in Eukaryota, Fungi, Ascomycota, Lecanoromycetes, Lecanorales, Parmeliaceae. Bases 1 to 192 code for a protein of 63 amino acids.